Haemonchus placei is the source of this 2001-nucleotide messenger RNA. The record is from the annotation of a GenBank genome assembly. NCBI's taxonomy places the organism in Eukaryota, Metazoa, Nematoda, Chromadorea, Rhabditida, Trichostrongylidae.
AUGGCUGAAACCAGGUUGGACAGUCAAAUGGCCGAGCCUUCUGUUAUCGUGGCAAAGGCAAAAUUUAGUUUUGAAGGGAAAAACAAUGACGAAUUAUCUUUUUCGAAGAAUGACAUGAUAACUAUCACUCAACAAAUUGAAGGGGGAUGGUGGGAAGGGACGAUCAAUGGUAAAACAGGGUGGUUUCCAGCCAAUUAUGCCAGUAUCAUCACCGAAAAAGAUAAGCUAAUGCGCUCAAAAUCUGUACCAAAUGCUACUGCUCUAGCGAACGGCGUAAAUGCUGCAAAUGGAAUACCAGUUAGUGGAGAUGUGGUUAACUCCAAUACAUCCCGAACACAGUUUCGAGCGGAAAUAAUGCGUGAUUUCAUUCGAUCUGAAGAAGCGUACGUAGUUAGUGUACAAAAAACCCACGAAGAACUUUUGCUGCCUAUCAGAGCGGCAGGCAUUCUCUCUCCAGAGGAUUAUUCUGUUCUGUCUUGUUACAUCGAGGAUAUAGCUGCACUUCAAAGAGUUACCCUUUAUCGCUUAAAGGACGCUUUAAGUCUGGACGUCUCUCAACAAAGAAUCGGUGGUAUUCUGAUCUCGUGUGCCGCAGAACUCAAGCGAUUAUUAGUGGCCUAUUGUGAAAAUCAUCCAAAAGCAGUGGAAGUAUUGAACGAAAAAAUGGAUGCUGUAAGGAACGUGCUACUUGGACAUGGUAGAGACGUCCCUAGCUUGAUUGCUGGUCUGAGUGAACCCUUUCGUCAUCUCGAUAAGUAUCCCACAGUGUUGCAGGAGUUGGAGCGUAACAUGCCUGAAGGGCAUAUCGAUCGUGGGGAUGUUCAACGAUCAUGCGCAGUCUUUAAGGAGAUGAAGGUGGGUUGUGCUUUUCCGUUCAUGCACCAUUUUUUCAAAAUGUAUCUUGUUUUUCAGGCAUUGUGUGAAGCCGUUCGAAAGCAGAAAGAGCUUCAGCUUGAGCUUCUCUACACUGGGUUAGUAGAGAGUUGGGCUUCCUUCGAGCAACGAGGCCGCAUACUCUAUGUAGGCGUAGUCCCACUAACAUGCGAUGGUGUUUGUGAUGAUAGAUGCCUCGCGCUGUUUUCGAGAAUGCUUAUGGUUCUCGAAAUCACAUUGGAUAUUAAUUCAUAUAGAUUAAUGCGUAAAGUCUCCACAUAUAACUUGAAGGUUCGCUGUAUGGAGAACAGGGCUGGUCUCGUUGUCGGUGAUAUGGAGCUUUCUGUUUCGUCAGCGUUUGACUUAGAGCGAUGGCUUGAAGCUUUUGCGAGAUGUGAGGGCAUAGUGAUUGAGGAUUGUUCAGUAAUGACGCCGCCUGCGGUACCGCAAUCAUAUGCUGUUAGUAAUAUGCAUAUGCCUCCGUCCCGUAAAGCGGAUAUCUCGGACAUGCCUAUCGCAGAGCGAGCAGUUGUUGGUCGAAAAGCGUCCAUAGGAAACAAUGAACUCCGAUUGAACCACGAGUUGGAAAUGAUCCUGCCCGACGAUGCAGAUGAGUCAGGUCCUAAUGCUUCCAAUCAACGUCCCCUUAAUGAUCCCAUCAAGAAAAUGUGCUUCCGAGUGGUACCUCCUCAUCGUCAUGUAUUGGCGUGGAAUGCAACAUCGAAAAAGAACGUAAAAAUGAGAAAAGAAGUUAGUGUUGGUGAGCAACAUGAUGCGCAGCUAUUGCGUAUCAUUGAAGCAUACUGUAGUGGAGCUGCAAGAGGUGCUCCUGUCAUCACAGAUUGUCGACCGCCUCAGUUGAUCGUAGCUGAAGAUGAAAAAAUUCUUGUUGAAGAAGUUGUCGGUGAUGAGAUCAUCAUUCAGGAAAAGAGCUUGGUGGAUACUGUAUAUGCGUUGAAAGAUCAGGUGGCAGGUCUCCGUCAGGAACUUGCAGCUAUGAACCGUGCGUUGGAUCGAGAACAACGAGCUCGACGACGUUUGGAAGAGCUGGUUCGUCGUGGAAGCUUAAACGCAGCGUCACCGGUGUCGACCCCUAGACCAACCAUGGAGAUGAGCGUAUCCCAGUAA